Messenger RNA from Neocloeon triangulifer, 1146 nucleotides. RefSeq lists its product as uncharacterized. The transcript has 3 exons. The coding region runs from base 106 to 600 and encodes 164 amino acids. The record is from RefSeq and is a predicted model, not a curated record. NCBI's taxonomy places the organism in Eukaryota, Metazoa, Arthropoda, Insecta, Ephemeroptera, Baetidae.
GCAGCAACUUUCCCUGGUCGUUCAGUGCGCGAAUGAGCCAACCAAACUUAAUACCUGGUUGGGCUCCUCGAAGAAGCAGCCGCGAGUGUAGUGCGCCUCGAAAGCAUGGAGCCGCAGCACGGUUCCGCUUUUUUGGUGCUGGCCGUGCUCACCCUGUGCUACCUUCUGCUCAGCUGCCUCCCUGAACCGCAGUCCACCCUCCACGCCAAGGGUGCCGACAGACACAAAAGCGCCGCCGUCGCUGCCGCCAAAGGACUCUCCGAAGAUUCUCUUGACCUGACCAAUGUUGAGACAAAAAAGAGGAUGCUUGAAACUUUGAAGAACUCAUGCCUUCCGAAGCUGGUGUGCCAACUUCUGGCCAACAACGAUCGAAAGUUGAGUCGAUCUGAGAUGUCACUUCUCUCCGUCAUAAAGGACACAAGUUUGGGAAUGACGGCUGAAGUGACGUCGAAACUACACUUUGCUGCUCACAUGGGCCAGUUGGUCGCUGGUGUGGAUGGCACGGGCUGUCAUAACUUCUAUCCUGCGUGUCCGCUGCCAGGAAAUGCCGUCUUGCCAUUUUUGCAAACGGUGAAAAGAUCCUACAGUGGCAAGUUCUGAUUGUGUCUAUUUGAUUGCUACACACCUGCAGCAGAUUGAUUGCUCAUAUUGUGAUAUUGAUAUGGAAUAUAAUUUUAAGGAUUUUAAUUUAAAAUAUUCCAAUAAUUUAUAAGAUAAGAUGUAAUAUAAGAGUUAACAUUGAUAUAGAAUUUUUGAUGGUUUAAAAUGUAAAUAUUUUUAUUUGAACAAGGAAAAUUUUUGUAAGGGAAAAUAUUGUUAGGAAGUAUAAUAUUGACCAGCAGAGAAAUUUUAAAAGCAAAACUGUGAUCAGGGAGUAACAGGGAUUAAUGUUAUUCCAUUAAGGAAAAUAGGAUAAAAAUAGAUAAUUUUUAGACCUUCUUAUAUAAGAAUGCCAACGACUUAGUUACCAAAUUGUAAAUAUUUGAGCUCAACUAUUUCCCAUGCAUGAACAUCCUGGAAGACUGGGAAGGGAAAUGUUUCGAUGUUUAGCAAUGAAACAAGGAAAUUGUGGAACAAUUACAUUUAAUGUGAAACAAAUAAUAUUAUUCUGUGUGACUUUACAAAGCGCUUUUCAAUCAAUAAUAC